AUGCUCACCGCCCGCCCCCCGCCACUGCUCUCUUCCCGCAGGACGGAGCGGGAUGCCUCCAACUGGUCCACGGAACGGCUUAAAACUCUCCUCCUGCCUGUCAGGGUGGAGGGUGAGGAGGGGGCCUGCGAGGUGACAGAAGUGAGCAAAUUGGAUGGAGAAGCCUCAAUUAAUAACCGCAAAGGGAAACUAAUCUUCUUCUAUGAGUGGGCUAUUAAGCUGGCAUGGACCGGCACCUCAAAGACAGGAGUGAAGUAUAAAGGGUAUGUGGAGAUUCCUAAUCUCUCGGAUGAAAAUGACAUUGAUGAAGUUGAGAUCCUUGUCAGCCUUGCUAAAGAUGAGCCUGACACUAACUUGAAGACCCUGAUGAAGCAAGAGGGUACAAAAAAAAUAAGAGAUGCAAUGAAAACUUACAUCAGCACUCUCAAAACAGAAUUCACCCAGGGCAUGAUUUUGCCCACAAUGAAUGGUGAGCAUAUGGAAACAACACCUCAGGUGGCACCUAAAGCAGAAGACCGCAAGACCGCUGCUAGCAGCAGUACAGCAACAUCACAGUCCAAAUCAAUAGGAGUCAAGAUUCCUACAUGUAAGAUCAGCUUAAAAGACACCUUCUUAACAUCUCCUGAGGAGCUCUAUCGAGUGUUUGUUACUCAGGAGAUGGUCCAAGCUUUCACCCACGCACAAGCAGCCUUGGAGGCUGAUAAAGGAGGCAAGUUUCAGUUGCUGGAUGGCAGCGUCACAGGAGAGUUUGUUGACCUAGUCCCUGAGAAGCAACUUAUUAUGAAGUGGAGAUUUAAAUCUUGGCCAGCUGGGCACUUUGCAACAAUUACCUUGAACUUCACUGACAAAGGUGGUGAGACAGAAGUGUGUUUGGAAGGCAAGGGCGUUCCUGCCAGUGAGGAGGAAAGAACAAAGCAAGGCUGGCAGCGCUACUACUUUGAGGGCAUUAAACAGACAUUUGGUUAUGGCGCCCGCUUGUUUUAACAUUGGUUGCUGGGAAGGCUCUGCUCAGAGACUCUGCCGCACGGACUGAUACAUUUCUCACUUGUCCCUUUCUAAUCUUGGUCCUCUGCUGGGAAGAGUGGGAUGACAGAUAAGGCCAUUGAGCAGCGCCACUUUCAGUCCCUCACUGCUUUGUGCAUGUCUCGUGCUGCAGGGGAUUCUCUUACGUGUACAUACUUCUAUUCCUAAAUAAACCUAACUUAAAAAAAA
This is a messenger RNA of Struthio camelus australis, 1212 nucleotides long. Lineage: Eukaryota; Metazoa; Chordata; Aves; Struthioniformes; Struthionidae. The record is from RefSeq and is a predicted model, not a curated record.